AUGGCACUAAUGAAGCUGUUUCUGAUAUUUUCCGCUUUUAUCCUGCUAGCCUUUGCGAAGGACGAUUCGUUCGUCUUCAACGCAGAAAAUAACCAACAGUUACCUGCUCAUACAGUGGUGACUGAACGGCAGAACUUUUACCAAAUCACCCUGCCCAAGAAGAUUCCAAUAAAGGAAGCUGUAAAGCAAGUUUUCCAUUCCAAAGAGCGGAUUAAAAGAGCCAAUACUGCACCGCCUCCUGCCCCCAAUGGUACAUCGGUGGCCAAUUUGAAAGAUUCAACGCAUCGAUUGAUUAUUCACUGGUCCGGUCAGGGAAGUGGUACCAUUAUUGUGGUAACUGGUGACAAUUUUUUCAGCAAUACGAGCUAUAGUCGAAUCUAUAUUUCUACUAAUUAUGGAAAGACCUUUGUUAAUCGUACUACUGACUUUCGCUUGCUGAAUGGCAAUCCGUCUUCGGUAGACAAUUUUUACACCAGCCCUAUUGAUUUCAGACGCAAAAUUUUUGCUGAUGUCGCCCAUAAAUACCUAUUCGUUACCUUUGAUGAAGGUCAAUCAGUCUUACCGAUUAAGAUUACUUUCAAAGCGUAUAGAAUUGUACCCCAUCCAUCUGUUGCGGAUUACGUCUUAGCUCUUGACACCAGUGAUAACAAUAAGCUUUAUGCUUCAAAUGACUUUGGAACUACAUGGAAGUUACUUGACGUCAACAUUAAAGCCUUUUAUUGGGGCAAACCAAAUAUGGAUCCAUCUCAAACUGUAUUUUUAGAGCGUCAAGAUAUAGGUGGCCUAGCGACAAUGAUUAAACUUGAUUUCAUAUUUCAAACUGGAAUUAAGCGAACGGUACUAGCGACAAAUGGCACAGAAUUAUAUAUGCAAGGUUCUUACAUUUUUGUGGUUAAAUCUAACAAACGUGGAUUUCUCGAUCUUUUGGUAUCUAAGAAUCGUGGUGCACUCCAGAUUGCAAACUUUCCCUUAAAAAAUCAUAAGAACCAGGAUUAUUUCAUUGUUGAUUCUACUACGGAUCAAGUGCUUGUUGUUGUUGAUAACAAUCAUAAAGGGAUGGAUUUAUAUAUUUCCGAUGCUUCAGGCUUACAGUAUACGUUAUCACUGCAGCGCGUAUUAUAUUUUAAUCCUUUCUUACAUGCCACCCCACCUGUUCAUAAAUAUGAUUUGAGAAGUCCCUUAUUUGCCGAUAUAACCAAAUUGAAGGGUUUAUUAGGAGUCUACGUUGCAACGCAGCUCACGAAGCCCGAUUCCCAAAAUUUUAUCUACAUUACCACAUUAAUUACUUAUAAUAAUGGGGCUAAAUGGAAAUCCAUUAAACCUCCAGCUACCGAUUCUAACGGCAAUUCAUAUCCAGCUUGCAUUUCAAAUUCAUCUAAAAGUUGCUCGUUACAUCUAGGACUGCGCUACACUGCGUACUAUCAAUCUCCAUUUCCGAGCGCAGUUUAUACUUCAGCCUCAGCUCCUGGUUUUAUACUUGGACACGGAAGUGUCGGUGCAAAUUUAACAUCGAGAAACAUAAGCAUGUAUAUUUCAACAGAUGGAGGAUUCGAUUGGAGAGAGGCUAUGAAAGGGCAAUUUAUGUUCGCUGUAGCUGACCAUGGCGGACUUAUUGCGGCAGUAAGACGGUAUUAUAUCACGAAUGUUAUCUACUAUAGUUGGGAUGAAGGAGAAUCUUGGUCAACUUACAUCUUUAAUAGUACUGCAAUGUUGCCAUAUGGUUUAACCACCGAGCCUGGUGAGCAAACAACAGUUUUUACCAUUGUUGGAUCACCGGUUGGACAUCAUGAAUGGACUAUAGUUCAGAUAGAUAUGAAAAAUGUGCUAGGAAGAUCAUGUACAUUAAACGAUUAUAAGAAAUGGGUACCAUCUGAUAAAUUAGAUGGUGCUCCAGGUACGAAGUGUGUACUUGGCAGGAAAAUGACAUAUGAGCGUCGUAAAACUAAAAGCCGAUGUUACAAUGGACGAAACUAUGACAGACCAAUCAGUGUUCAAAAUUGCACGUGUAUACGCGAUGACUUUGAAUGCGAUGAAGGCUAUUACCAUUCGUUCUUCACUGGAAAUUGCUUUUUAUCUGCUUCGCUGGCGCAACCACCUCAAAUACCAGUUUCUUGCCCAGAGGGCUCGUUUUACUACAGAACAAGAGGAUAUCGAAAAAUUGCGGACGAUACUUGUUUUGGAGGUGUAGAAAAUACUAUCGGACCACAAAAGACUUUAUGCCCGGUUGCAAAAUUGUCCGAGUUUCUCUUAUUUUCUCAGAGGUUUAGCAUCGGACGUUUCCGAUUUGGUGCCAGUAUUGCCGAAACCUUACCAAUUAAUUUAAUUGGUGUAAGUUUCAUUGAUUACGACUUUAGCCAAAACUGUUUAUAUUGGGGCGAAAAUGGUCAAACACCUUCAAUUAGGCGAAUGUACUUGAAUGGUACUGGUUGGCCAGAAGUAAUUGUUUCCACUAAAAUUGCGCAGGUCGGUGGUAUGGCUUUAGAUUGGAUAUCGAAUAAUAUUUACUGGAUAGACCAGAAGCGAAAAGAGUUAUCAGUAGCAAAGAAAGAUGGUACAAAUCGUCGCACUCUGCUUACAACUAACAUGGAUAACGCUGAAUCAUUGAUUUUAGAUCCAGCUAGAGGGUGA
Molecule: messenger RNA, 2628 nt
Organism: Trichoplax adhaerens
Lineage: Eukaryota; Metazoa; Placozoa; Uniplacotomia; Trichoplacea; Trichoplacidae
Exons: 16
Coding region: 1-2628 (875 amino acids)
Biological process (GO): post-Golgi vesicle-mediated transport
Cellular component (GO): membrane; Golgi apparatus
Molecular function (GO): protein binding
Source: RefSeq, a predicted model, not a curated record